AUGGCUAUGGAGCUUAACUCUGUGAUGAAAGCAAUGUCACUAGAAGAUGAUGAACCGAUCAACCUCCCUGAUGAGCCCCGCUUUAGGGUAUUUGAAGAGAACAAAUGUAGUUUGCUUGGCAGGCUACUAAACCCGGAAUGCCAGGCCAUGUCACGCAUGAUAGAAAAGAUGCCAAAGCACUGGAGAGUGGUGGGCAGAGUGAGAGGAAUCGCUCUCUCUAGAGAGAAGUUCCAGUUUAUCUUCAAGCGUGAAGAGGAUCUCCAAACCGUGCUGAAUGAUCGCCCUUGGUCUUUCAAUCAUUGGACCAUGCUCUUGGAAAGAUGGACCGAGUCGCCACCAGAAGAUUUUCUCACUAAGUUUGAUGUCUGGGUGCGCAUUAGAAACAUCCUGUGUAACUUCUACACGCUUGAUACGAUGCACAUGUUGGCUGAGGCAGUUGGCUUCGUGAAGGAGGUAGCCUACGACCCUAAGGUGUCUCAGAAGGCGGAUUUUAUCAGGGCUCAAGUGAUUUUUGAUAUCUCUAAACCUGCAAGAGAUGAGAAAGUCCUCAACAUACCAGGCGGUAAAAGUGUCUACAUCACCUUUGAGUAUGAGAAGCUCAGAAAAAAGUGUUUUCAUUGUCUAAGACUGACUCAUGAGAGGGCCCGGUGCCCGAUGCUAAAGAAACAACACCAUGCUCCUAGGCUACCAGCGUCUGCUCCAAAACCUCUACUAAGUGAUACAUACAAAGGAAAAGGCAAAGAGGUCUCUACACAGGAAACACGUCUCUUGGAAGGGCCACCUGGCUUUCCUCCCUUGUUCCCUGAACUCUCGAAAGAAGAACAACAAAGUGCCAUGUUGUACAUCUCACAUGCUGACCCUACUGAGCGAAGAGCUAGAAUUGAGAGAGUCAAUCAAAGCAUCCAAGAGAAAAAGGAGAAAGAACGCAACUACCGUCCUGCCUUCACCACAGACUUGUUAAAAGGCGCCGGGAUGGUCUUCUGCUACGACAAAGAGGGAGAGCAACUUCAAUAUAUCUCCUCCACGGGAGCUGAGCAAGCUCCUAAGACAAGAUCCAUCCGUGGUCAACGUGAGAUUGAUGAGGUCAGAUCAGGACAGUCAUCAACACCCUCAUCAACACAUUCUCUGAAUGCUGGAAGUCCUACGGGAUUCUGUAUGGGGGUUCUAGUAAGCCUUCUGCUUCAAGGACUACGAGUACUCAGAAGAAACCAAGGAACAGACCUUUGGCUUGGAAGAGAAGGCUCCGUCUACUAA
Brassica napus (rape) is the source of this 1254-nucleotide messenger RNA. RefSeq lists its product as uncharacterized. The record is from RefSeq and is a predicted model, not a curated record. The transcript has a single exon. Bases 1 to 1254 code for a protein of 417 amino acids. NCBI's taxonomy places the organism in Eukaryota, Viridiplantae, Streptophyta, Magnoliopsida, Brassicales, Brassicaceae.